AUGGGGGAGCCUGCUUCCUUGGUCACUGAAGACCAAGCCAGUGGCCGGAGCUGGUGCUUGAGGCGGGUGGGGAUGAAUGCCGAGUGGCUGUUGCUGGAGGACGGACGUGAGCAGAAUCCUGAGGGUCAGUGGACAAUUAUGGACAACAAGGGUGUUUGUUCUGAAAAGGCAGAAGGUUUUGCAGCAGCAGAGUCUGAAUGGUUGAACAGAGAGCACCUGGAACCAUUAAAGCUUUAUUUCAUCCAUAAGGGAGACCACAUCCAGCUUGGGGUGCCUCUGGAAAAUAAGGAGAAUGCAGAGCAAACCCAAAAGGGGAGCUCAAAGAAAAUCAUGAAAAUGGAGCAGGAACUGCAGGACUUACAAUCCCAGCUGUAUGCGGAGCAGGCUCAGCAGCAGGCAAGAGUAGAGCAACUAGAAAAGACUUUCCAGGAAGAGGAGCAGCAUCUCCAGCAUCAAACUCUAAUGGAAGAGAUAAAUCGCAGUAAGAAGGAUUUUGAAACAAUCAUUCAAGCUAAGAACAAAGAAUUGGAGCAGACCAAGGAAGAAAAGGAGAAGGUGCAAACACAGAAGGAGGAAGUGCUUAGCCACAUGAAUGACGUGCUAGAGAAUGAGCUCCAGGGUAUUAUUUGUUCAGAAUACUUCAUUGAGGCGGUCACCUUGAACUGUGCCCACAGUUUCUGCUCCUACUGUAUCAAUGAAUGGAUGAAGCGGAAGAUAGAAUGCCCCAUUUGUCGGAAGGACAUUGAGUCCAAAACCCACUCCCUGGUUCUGGACAAUUGCAUUAAUAAGAUGGUGGAUAAUCUGAGCUCAGAAGUGAAAGAAUGACGAAUUGUCCUCAUUAGGGAACGAAAAGCAAAGAGAUUGUCCUGAAGACCAGCGUGAAGGACAUUUGAAAGACUCCAAGGCAAUGGGAGCUUGGGAUGUUCUUGAGGAAUGUCUCUGGGUGUGAUUCGGGCCACUCUGGAGGUCAUCAGAGACGCCACGUGGGACAGAGACUGAGUUAGGAAGCCCUGCAUCACCCACCUCCGUGAUGGCCAGCUCUGCUGCCAUCGUCGUCUGAAGCAAUACCAGGACUCACAGCACCAAGUGCUUCAGGGUACUUAACAGACUGCUUCACUACAUGUUGGAUGGGUUAUUUAAGUUCUGUUUUUUGUUUUUGUUUUUUUAAUUUGUUGUUGUUGUUUUUGCUACCUCAGAAGCACUCAGUUGAUGUUC
This is a messenger RNA of Ictidomys tridecemlineatus (thirteen-lined ground squirrel), 1215 nucleotides long. Lineage: Eukaryota; Metazoa; Chordata; Mammalia; Rodentia; Sciuridae. The record is from RefSeq and is a predicted model, not a curated record.